AAGCGUGUGUUGAGACACACCUGGUUGUGCUGAUCAAAACAGGGGACGAACGAAAUAGAUUUCUGGGAAGUCUGUCGUAGAAUCUGUAUGCUACACUGUCAUACAGGAGCUCUUUGCACGGUUUAAUGUGAAGUUUUACUGGACAACGUCGUGACAGUGCUGAGAGCCCGAAGCCUUAGACACCGAAGAGACGAACUGCUGUAGCACUGUAGGGCUGGAGGACGCGCUCGGUUUGAGUUACAACAACUUGGGAAAGUUGGUGAUGAAUUUGUUUAUUCGCAGCGGCCAAACAGGAUGAUAAUGCCUGGGAGAAUAAAGGCCGGCUCCGUUUCCUAUGACACGGUAUAAUACAAAUCGCUGGAAUGAGGAAUUCUUAUCAAAGCCACGUGAGCCAAAUAAAGAAAAGCUUCGAUCAGCAUUUUAGCAACACUACAGUGCGUGUCUACGCUUAAACGGUACCAGGGUUUUUUUUUUUUUUUUUAUAAUUUAUUGAAAUGAAAAGUAAACACGCACACAAACCUGAGUCUGUGAAGUCGUUGAGCCAUAUGAACAAUAUGGACGAGGCGGUGGAGGAUGAUAUCUCAGAGAUCCCACAGCACGCCGUAAUACCAAACCAAACCGGCGUUGUGAUGGUGAUCAACCACAGCAAAAUCCGUCUCCCUUUCAGCGUGCUGUGGGCGACUGUUCUCUACUGUGCUGAGUUUAUAUGCGCCUCGGUGCUGUGCAGGACGUACCACAAAAACGAGGACGUCAUAUGGAUGGGUUUGACCAUUACCUUUAUACUGGUGCCUUCUGUGCUCACUCAGCUAACCUUAACUUUCGUCCAUCGGGAUUUGGGAAGAGACCGUCCUCUUGUGCUCUUCAUGCACCUGCUUCAAAUGGGACCGAUCAUCAGGUGUGUAGAAGCUUUGAUAGUUUACUUCAAAGCAGGCAGAAAGGAGGAGCCGUACGUUACCAUCACGAGGAAGAUGAAGCUAAAAAACGGGACAGCCGUUGGCUCCCCCAUGGAAUGGGAGAUCGGUCAUUCGGAGCGCAAGUUGGCUGUCCACCGUGAUGCCUUUAAACGCACAGCUGUCAUCCAGGCGUUCCUUGGUUCCACACCUCAGCUCACCCUCCAGCUGUAUGCUUCCAUUCAAGAGAAAUACCUCCUUCCUAUUAGACUUGCCUUGAUGAUCAUCUCCCUGAUCUCGGUCACAUACGGGGCACUUGUUUGCAGUGUGUUGGCAAUCCAGAUCCGUUAUGACGACUACAAAGUGAGCGUGAAGACUGGUGUGUAUUUGUGCAUGAUACUGUGGCGCAGUUUGGAGAUCGCCACUCGUGUCAUCUCAUUGGUACUCUUCAGCACAGCCCUAACCUUCUGGGUGAUUCCGGUUGGUCUGGCCAACCUGCUGAUCUUCUUCUUCCAGCCGUGGGUGGAGUUUUGGGCACGGAGAGCCUCACUGCCUGAGAAUGUAGAGAAGAAUCUGAGCAAACUGGGUACGUGUGUGGUUCUUUGUCUGGUUACACUGCUCUAUGCCUGCAUCAAUGUCUUCUGCUGGUCGGCUGUGCAGUUGAACUUGGCCGAGCAGGAACUGAUCGAGAAGCACCCUCGCUGGAGCCGCCUGGCUGCUUACUAUACAUUGCGCUUCAUCGAAAAUGUGGCUCUUAUUGUUGCCUGGUACUUCUUUAAGUCAGACUUUUAUGAGUAUGUGUGUGCACCACUGCUUGUUGUGCAACUGAUUAUAUGCUAUAGCCUUGCUGUGCUCUUUAUGCUGCUCUUCUACCAGUUCUGCCACCCAGCACGCAAACUCUUCAAACAUAACGUGGAAGACUGCCUGCGUUGUGCUUGCUGCUGGAGAAAAGAGCACACGCUGGUUCCACAGGUCCCACCAACCCCAGACUUCACUGUUCAUUCGGAGGUACGAGAAACCGAUAUCUUGGAGGACAUGGAGGCAGCUUGAGCUGCUCCUGUAAUUCAUUUGGUCAGAUUUGGUUCCCCUAAGCCUAGCAUAUUUGCACGAAUCCAUGAUCAGGAAGAUGAUGUGAGCCUGGCAAUAUGAGCUAUAGAGAAACUGCUGUAAUUCAUGUUAAGAACAAAUCUUGUGCGAUUCCAAGAGUUUCUUCAGCAUGGCUAUUUUGAAUUGCUUUGAAAUAGACUUUGAACAAAAAAGCCUCUCUACUCUAAUUUUAGACUUCACUACUUUGGUGUGCACUGGCAGAUAAUGAGAUUGUGAUGAGCUUUUUUUUUGGAUGCUACAUACCAAAGAAUGUCUCAAAGAAUGAGAUGAUUCACAAAGAGAAACUGAACUGUUAAUACUAAGCCCAGGUGUGUUGGAAACAGGCCACAAGUGUGACUCAAGAAUGGAGUUUACGUGAUAAUUUGGGGCAUUCCCUGCUUUAGGUAAAAACACAAGCCAGCUAUUCAUUCCCCUUAAGUGCACUUUGAAACUUGCAUAUCACAGAGAUAAGCUGGGAGGCCUCCUAUCAAAAUCAUUUUCCUGUAAGUUAUGGAGGAAGGCAAACACUUUAGGUGUGACAUUUACCUCGGUUUUAAGUCACUUUAGAGUUCCUGCUUAAAUAAAAUCAGGAAGAUGUCUGUUCAUAUUAACGAUUUUAAGUGCUAAAAAAAUAUCAUCGUAACUUUGAGGGAAUUUGUUUUGCUUGUUUUGUGCCUGAAUUAUGUGCCUCUGCCGAUUGUAACUUGAAAAUAUUAAUAAAAUAUUUUGAGUGUCUAA
This is a messenger RNA of Neoarius graeffei (lesser salmon catfish), 2714 nucleotides long. It is a transcript of the gene xkrx, whose product is annotated as XK related X-linked. The transcript is spliced from 3 exons. Gene Ontology annotation, cellular component: membrane. The record is from RefSeq and is a predicted model, not a curated record. NCBI's taxonomy places the organism in Eukaryota, Metazoa, Chordata, Actinopteri, Siluriformes, Ariidae. The coding region runs from base 495 to 1940 and encodes 481 amino acids.